AUGCCUGGACUAUUUCCAGGUGUAGCUCUUGUAGUCGGUGCUGCUUCUGGCAUCGGCAGGGAGAUUGCACUGUCCUUCGCACGGGAAGGCUGUCCGUCCAUCACGUUGGCAGACCGAGAUUCGCACGGCCUAGCUGAGUCGGUCAGAUUGAUUGAAGAGCUCGGACUUGACCAUAACCCUUCGAUUCUGAGUGUGAUGGUUGAUGUCUUAAAAGAGGAGGACAUUGACCGACUGAUAGCUCUCACCGUCGAGAAAUCGCAUAGAAUUGACUAUGCAGUGAAUGCGGCAGGAAUUCUCGGCAAUUCCAGGACCUCGACUCUGACUUCGGUUCAUGAUUUUGAUCUCAUCAGCAACGUCAAUUUUCGGGGUUGCUGGCUGUGCUCGAGAGCCGAGAUCUCACAAAUGAUGAAACAGGAAGAGCUCGAAACGCAUGACGGUCGACCUGGGAAUAGAGGUUCGAUUGUUAACAUUUCCAGUCAGCUUGGGCUGGUUGGCAGGGAGAACUCUGCGGUAUAUUGUGCGACCAAAUCCGCUGUUAUUAGUAUGACGCGGGCAGAUGCCGUCGAUUGUUCUAAAUUCAACAUUCGGAUCAACACCGUCUGCCCUGGGCUUGUAGCUACGCCCAUGUUGAACGGUUUCGACGAUAAAACUUUGCAGAGAGAUAUAUCCGUUGCACCUCUGAAGCGAGCAGGAACUCCGCAGGAGAUCGCAGAUGUCGUGCUCUUCUUGGUAAGUACCAAGGCUACGUUUGUCCAAGGGGCAGCCUUUGUGGUAGACGGUGGCUAUACUAUUACCUGA
This is a messenger RNA of Fonsecaea multimorphosa CBS 102226, 798 nucleotides long. RefSeq lists its product as uncharacterized. Bases 1 to 798 code for a protein of 265 amino acids. The record is from RefSeq and is a predicted model, not a curated record. The transcript has 4 exons. Lineage: Eukaryota; Fungi; Ascomycota; Eurotiomycetes; Chaetothyriales; Herpotrichiellaceae.